AUGCCUGUAGCUGCUGUUGUCCUUGGCCACACCAUGGAGAGCCUACUGCAACUCGGCCUGCUCUAUGUUGCUCUGGCCAGCCUCCUGCUGCCUGGGAGAGGUGUGUUCAUUAACCAGGAACAUGCCAACAAUGUCCUAAUGAGGUCUCGGAGGGCAAACACACUUUUUGAAGAGAUGAAGAAAGGAAACUUGGAAAGGGAAUGUAUGGAAGAAACUUGCUCUUAUGAAGAGGCUCGAGAAGUCUUUGAGGAUAAUAAGAAGACAAAUGAAUUCUGGACCAAAUACAAAGAUGGUGACCAGUGUGAAAGCAAUCCUUGCCAGAAUCAGGGCCAGUGUCAAGACGGCUUUAAAGAGUAUGUGUGCACCUGCCAGGAGGGAUAUGAAGGCAAAAACUGUGAAUUCUUCACUCGGAAACUCUGCAGCCUGGACAAUGGGGACUGUGACCAGUUCUGCCGAGAAGAGCAGAACUCAGUGGUGUGCUCCUGUGCCAGUGGGUACACUCUGGGGGACGACGGGAAGUCCUGCCUCUCCACAGAGCGCUUCCCCUGUGGAAAAGUCACUUUGGAUCGUAGGAAGAGGGCAGUGGCCCAGGACACCAACAGCAGUGAGCCCAUCUCUAAAGAGACCAUACUGGACUGGGAUACCCUGGACAAGCUGUACCCCACCCAGAAUCCUUUUGACCUGCUCAAUCUCAACCAGACAUAUCCUGAGGACCACCAGAAGAAUCUUGGCCGGAUCGUGGGUGGCCGGGAUUGUGCAGAUGGGGAAUGUCCUUGGCAGGCCCUGCUCGUCAACGAAGAGAACAACGGGUUCUGUGGGGGCACCAUCCUGAACCGCUUCUUCAUCCUCACCGCAGCCCACUGUCUCCUCCAGGCCAGACGAUUCACGGUGAGGGUAGGGGACCGGAACACAGAGCAGGAGGAGGGCAAUGAGAUGGUGCAUGAAGUGGAGGUGAUCAUAAAGCACAACAAAUUUGAUAAGGACACCUACGACUGUGAUAUUGCAGUACUCAAGCUGAAAACGCCCAUAAUGUUCCGCAUGAAUGUGGCCCCUGCCUGCCUGCCCCAGAAGGACUGGGCAGAGGCCACACUGAUGACACAGAAGACAGGCAUCGUGAGUGGGUUCGGGCGCACGCACGAGAAGGGCCAGCCAUCCACCACCCUCAAGAUGCUGGAGGUACCAUACGUGGACCGCAACACCUGCAAGCUCUCCACAACCUUCUCCAUCACCCACAACAUGUUCUGUGCUGGCUAUGAUGCCAAGUUGGAGGAUGCCUGCCAGGGGGACAGCGGCGGCCCCCAUGUCACCCGGUUCAAGGACACUUACUUUGUGACUGGCAUUGUCAGCUGGGGAGAAGGGUGCGCAAAGAAAGGGAAGUAUGGGAUUUACACCAAGGUGUCAGCCUUCCUCAGGUGGAUCGACAAGUCCAUGAGGGACCGGGUCCUGCCCACAGCCAAGACCCCACAGUCAGCACUUCCCCCCCAGUAA
Molecule: messenger RNA, 1488 nt
Organism: Jaculus jaculus (lesser Egyptian jerboa)
Lineage: Eukaryota; Metazoa; Chordata; Mammalia; Rodentia; Dipodidae
Gene: F10
Product: coagulation factor X
Exons: 8
Coding region: 1-1488 (495 amino acids)
Biological process (GO): blood coagulation; proteolysis
Cellular component (GO): extracellular region
Molecular function (GO): serine-type endopeptidase activity; calcium ion binding
Source: RefSeq, a predicted model, not a curated record